This is a messenger RNA of Capronia epimyces CBS 606.96, 3255 nucleotides long. RefSeq lists its product as uncharacterized. The record is from RefSeq and is a predicted model, not a curated record. The coding region runs from base 1 to 3255 and encodes 1084 amino acids. The transcript has a single exon. NCBI's taxonomy places the organism in Eukaryota, Fungi, Ascomycota, Eurotiomycetes, Chaetothyriales, Herpotrichiellaceae.
AUGCGAGCCCUCGAAAUCAACGAUCAUGUCGCCGUCAAACAUGAUCCAAGCCUCUAUGGCACUGUCCAGCGCACAAAUACCGACUCCUACGACCCACUGGAAGAUGAGCUAAUCAUCGCUCACACUGAAGUCCCGGCAGACGUUCUCAACGAAUUCGUUGUCAAGGGCGUUCCCCCGGUGGGCUAUGCCUUUGUUCAAUUUGCCGAUGAGGCUGCCGGGAGUUCACUGGUGAGCGAAGAUGACCUGAUCUUGCUGAGCCGUGUCUUCCAGAUCGGGGAUACAGUCAAGCGAGAAGGCAAUCCUAUGACUGGCGCAGUCGUCAAUGUAUCAGAAUCCUACAUCUUGGAGCCUAUCCCGACCAACCAAGACUUCGCAAAGUGUCUAAACUUCGAUCCUCUGGGGUCGAGCACGUGCUCGCCCGAGUGCGAAUCUUUAUUGCCUCCCCUGUUUUCUCAUCCGAAGCCGCACACCUUGAUUUACGACGUUCCAGCGCGGGAGGUCAAAAGAGCGCAGGAUUUGAUCAAAGAUGACUACAUAAUUUUUGGAGAAUGGCUGGGUGUAGCCGAUGAUGUGGAAUACGAUGUCGUGAUUGUUCUUGACAACAGGUCGGUUGUGGUGGUCACGGGUUUGGAGGCCCUUCAUAUUCCAGUCCCGGACUAUGGAAAGCCACUUGUCGCAUUGCCAGAGCCGGACGGAUUCAAAAGGCCUGAUAUUCUUGUCGCUACCCAAGGCUGGUCAAGCACAAUCCCUGUUCAAAUGCCACGGCCGGGGACCUUUGUCAUCGUCGAUCGGACCACCCUUCGAACUGGACGGUGGAUAGAUGGCUCCUACAACCCCAAUUGCCCUGUGCAUGGCUAUGUGGUAGACAUCCGCGCCCAUCAAUUCUCCGUCGACUGGGUGGAACGCAAUCCCGCCCCGGUUUGGGAUGAGAACCAUAACAGGACACCGCCUCUUGACCUUUAUCUUUAUGAUAGCAUUCGAGACUACAGAGAACCACCUGGCCUGCGCCCGAAGAAGAACCUGUGUGUAUAUGAUAGAGGGUUGAUGCCAUCCAGAACUGCACAGCAACAGGAAUGCAUACCCGGGCCUGAAUCUGGAACUGUUCACCCAUAUUCGGAGACCACUCAGGAUAUAUGUCCCGGGCAAGACAUCGCAAUUGGUGUCCAUGUCAGGUUUCGAGAUCCGAUAGGCGCCGCAGUGAAGUACCAGGGAAAUAAAGCGACAGGACAUGGCAAGUUUGGUAGAAUCCCGCCCGACAUCUCCGGAGGUUGGGACGUGAACGAAUUUAAAGUGGUCUACAUCAAGCAACAGGCGACGGUGCUGUGGCAAGACGGCAGCAUCACUACGACGGACUCGACUCUACUUGAAGAGUAUGGCCUCUUUGAGGUAGAGCUCGCACCAACUGACAUCGUAUUGAAGCGAGAAGGCAUGCGUCAGAGGCCGGUGGGAUCGAGACGAAGCGCCAAAAACAGCUCCAAGGAUUUUAACGAGAUGACUUUUUUCGAGCGACCUCAUGAUCUUCUGCCUCAAAGUGUGGGUGUUGUCCAAUCGGUCGAUCCCGACGAAAGGGUUGCUCGCGUUCGCUGGUACAAAGAACCCAAGAUUGAACUGCGUUCCUCGGGCCAAGUCAUGGCUCCAAAUUCACGAUUUGGUCCAAUCGGAGACCAGAUUGAGGACGUUUCCUUGUACGAGAUCAUGUCUUUUCCUUGUCUUCAACGUCGAAGAAGAGAUAUGUGCAUAAUUGUUCCUCCUGGAGGAGUCCCGAAGAGGGCAGAUCGUUCAGAGCGUUUAGAACCGCUCAAGUCGUUGGAGUGGAGCACACCAUGGAGAACUGGGCCAAGAUCGACUAUACCUACGGAGACAGCGGUUGAUGGAGGUUCUCACUUUUCAUCUAAGCCGAAUACGGACGCAAGAAAAAGAGUGGAAAACCCAAUUGAGUGGAUUGGUGAGAUCGUUGCUACGGGGUUUGAUGGUUCGGUAACCGUCCGGUUGGGUGCAGCUCGGCCGUGCCGGGACAUUUGCAUCGAUUCCGAUCACAUCGGAGGUCUCAUUGCAGAUCGAGAAAUGAUGGACGACAUAAAUGACGACAUGAUGGAUGUGGAUUCAUGGGCUGACGGUGUGUCCAUUUUCUCUGACGAAGAAAGCGUUGAACCUAUUUCAGAAAGCGUGGAGUACGAGGGCGGCCAACGGCUGGAUGAUGACAGCGGUGAUGAGAACUGGGUGUCUGAUGAAGACGAGGCAUUCGCUGACGCUCACGAAGAGCUGCAAGACGGGGACACUGAGAUGGUUGACGCAGUUGAGCAGCACAACGAUGCACCGCCAUCAACCAACUCGCGACGGUCUCUCCUCCAGCUCCAAGCUUUCUUGCCUACUGAAGCACCACCUCAGUUUCUUGUUCUUGACCGGCAGCCUCCGGCGGAUCAAUUUGGACUCCAUUCAACUUCCACUGCAGGGGCGUCCCUGAAGCGCAUCAUGCGAGAACAUCGGAUAUUGGCGACGUCGUUGCCAGUCGGAGAGAUCUACCUACGAACGUAUGAAAGUAGACUCGACCUGCUACGAUGUUUGAUUAUCGGGCCGAAAGAUACACCUUACGAGAAUGCCCCUUUUUUGAUCGAUCUAUACUUACCCGAGGGCUUCCCUGACGUGCCGCCCACCGCGCACUUCCAUAGCUGGACAAGUGGGCUGGGACGGAUCAAUCCUAACCUGUAUGAGGAAGGCAAGAUCUGCUUGAGCCUGCUAGGGACAUGGUCUGGGAAGAAUGAGAGUGAAUCGUGGAGCGAGAAGGCGACGCUACUCCAAUUGCUGGUGUCCUUGCAGGGGCUGGUAUUUGUCAAGUCGCCGUUCUACAACGAAGCCGGGUUCGAGGGGUACGAGCACGACAAGAAAUACACGCGGGAGUCGGAGCAAUACAGUGAAAAGGCAUUCGUCAUGGCGAGAGCCUUUGUCAAACACGCUAUUUUACGGCCUCCCGGGGGCUUGGAAGAUGUCCUCGCCUGGCUGUAUCUGCCUCACAAGCCCACUGAACCGGAGAGUUCCUUGCUUGGGACUAUUAUUCACCGCAGCCAACAGUUAAUCGCAAAGUCAGAGGAGGCCAGGCUGGCCGGGGACGAGCAGCUGCUGGACUCGGCGGGCGGCAAGGACAACGACACUCAAGUAUUCCUGAGACCUCUCAGCCGAGGGGCCAGUGUCAUGCUGAAGCGAACACUGGCGGAACUGCGGGAGCAUCUAGACCAGUUGGGCAUGGCGCGACUUUAG